CGUGUGUUUAGCUUCCCGGAAGUGAUUUUCUACUCAAAUAGAUACACGUGCUUCCGGUGCAGAAUUUGAAGGACUGUAUAGCAUAAAAAAACGGAGUCGCGUACACAUAUCAUACAAUGGAUGCGGCUAAAGCACAGCAGUUGGCAGCAGAACUUGAAGUAGAAAUGAUGGCAGAUAUGUACAAUCGGAUGACGGGUGCCUGUCACAAAAAGUGUGUCCCUCCUCAUUACAAAGAACCAGAACUGUCUAAAGGAGAGAGUGUCUGCCUGGACCGAUGUGUGUCUAAAUACUUGGACAUCCAUGAGAGACUGGGCAAGAAACUAACUGAACUGUCUAUGCAGGAUGAGGAGCUAAUGAGAAACAUGCAGCAAGGGGGGGCGGGGCCUGCACAGUGACAUCCCAGAAAAGUGCAUUGACCUGCAUGCUAUAUAACUGACCUCAAAUCUUAAAUAAGUAUUGGGGAGGGAGAAAGAUAAGUGAUGGUCUGAUUGGGGGUGCACAGAAAGAAAUCUUGUGUAACAGAUGGGCUAACGGAUCACUGCUCUGCAAGUGACUGCUUCUUCUUGACACUCCCAUCUGUGUAUGAAGAUGUGGUCAUCAGAAUCACAUUUGCAUCUCCAAUAAUAUAUACUAUACAAUGCAUUUAGGUAUUGUUUUUUUUUUUUAUUACGCGCUUACACUUCGUAGCGCACAUUAAUUUAAAAUAAUAAUAAUAAAACAAAUAUAAAUCAGA
Messenger RNA from Bombina bombina (fire-bellied toad), 733 nucleotides. It is a transcript of the gene TIMM10, whose product is annotated as translocase of inner mitochondrial membrane 10. Bases 117 to 395 code for a protein of 92 amino acids. Gene Ontology annotation, cellular component: mitochondrial inner membrane. Lineage: Eukaryota; Metazoa; Chordata; Amphibia; Anura; Bombinatoridae. Gene Ontology annotation, biological process: protein insertion into mitochondrial inner membrane. The record is from RefSeq and is a predicted model, not a curated record. The transcript is spliced from 3 exons.